AUGAGACUAGUUGAACAGCCUGUCUCGGCGUAUGCGCUUUUCUUUCGAGACACACAAGCGGCCAUCAAAGGACGAACACCGAACGCAACAUUCGGUGAGGUGUCCAAAAUUGUCGCAUCGAUGUGGGACGCACUCGAUGGCUGCGCUAAAAAUUCAUACAAACAAAAGACCGAAUCAGCUAAACGUGAAUAUUUGAAGCGAUUGGCCGCAUAUCGUGCCAGUCAAAUUUCACAGGACAAUGCGAAUGGCUGUAAUGGUUUAGAAAAUGCCAAUGCGGUUGUGCAGAGAGACACAACGCCCAGAUAUUACGAGCCACAAUCUGUGCCCAAUGCCACAAAUCCCACUCAAAUUGGUGAUGUGUCGUUAGCCAAUUUGAUCGCCUUACCUCCGGUCAAACAACAGCCCUAUAAUCCCGGUACACCCGCAUUCACGGUGGGUGUAAGGAAUGACUAUGUAGCGAGCGAAUGGAACAAUGCAAGAUGUUCAAUGUUACAGCAACCACCUCAAAUGACGGCUAAUUUUGUUUGA
Messenger RNA from Anisakis simplex (herring worm), 528 nucleotides. Lineage: Eukaryota; Metazoa; Nematoda; Chromadorea; Rhabditida; Anisakidae. The record is from the annotation of a GenBank genome assembly.